Molecule: messenger RNA, 1461 nt
Organism: Aspergillus pseudonomiae
Lineage: Eukaryota; Fungi; Ascomycota; Eurotiomycetes; Eurotiales; Aspergillaceae
Product: flavin monoamine oxidase family protein
Exons: 4
Coding region: 1-1461 (486 amino acids)
Molecular function (GO): oxidoreductase activity
Source: RefSeq, a predicted model, not a curated record
AUGGCGACUCGGGACGGCUUCUACUUUGACAAUGGUACUGCAGCCUUGCAACACGGCCUUAAAUGUGCUGGAGCCAUCAGUCCCCCAAAUAACAUUACUGGGAAAGAAACACAACCCUACGAUGUGAUCAUUGUUGGCGCAGGCUACGCUGGCUUGACUGCUUGCAGAGACUUGUGUAUAGCUGGAUACAAUGUGCUCCUCCUCGAAGCUCGGGACAGGAUUGGCGGGCGGACCUACACUGCUGAAGUCGAUGGUCAUUUAUACGAAAUGGGCGGCACUUGGGUCCACUGGAAUCAACCGCAUGUCUAUCGUGAGAUGUCCAGAUAUGAUCUAACAGCGCUUUUGCCCAGCCAUGUUGAGAGUAGCAGCCCCAAUUACUGUGCCACAUCAUUUGAAGGCAAACACCAAAAUGUGGACCAGAUGAAAUUGCACGCGAUGACCGAGAAAGCGUUCAAAAUGCUGUGCGACGUGGAUGGCAAGUCUGGACGGGAAGUCCUCCCAUAUCCGCACAAUCCACACCACAACCCCAAAGCCAAACAUUGGGAACAGAUGUCAGUUGCUCAGCGCCUUGAUCAGAUAAAAGCAGCGCUCACGGGCGACGAGCUCGCUGCACUCCAGGCGCAUCUGUCGUCGAUUUGUGGGAUUGAUAUGGAUAAGGCUGGACUGUUUGAUGUUCUCCGGUGGUGGGCACUGGGUGGAUAUACCAUGGAUGGUCUAUACGAGACAGGGGACCAAUUUAAGAUCCCCACGGGCCAAUCAAACUUCGCACGUUGUUUCUUUGAGGAAUCGCUUCAGAGCCAUCACCUCAAAUAUUCAUUUAAUACGGUUGUAACGUCGAUCCAGGAUCAAGGAAAUCGGGUCAUCGUGAAUCGAACUUGGUCUGCGAAACGAGUAAUCUGCGCAGUUCCGUUGAAUGUGCUCCGCAAGGUUGCCUUUGAACCGGCACUAAGCCCAUCUAAGAUGGCAGCAACUCGUCCUGGAAAUAUUAAUCACGGUGCAAAGGUCCACCUCGAAGCAUCAAGCUCAGCGCUCCGAUCAUGGUCGUGCGCAUCUUGGCCACCAACGAGAGUCUGUCAUGGAUCUGGGGACGGCUUAACCCCAGAUGGGAACACACAUAUUGUUUGCUUCGGCUCAAAUAAAGACUUCCUUAGACCAGAACAAGAUGCUCAAGAUUUUGCGGCUGAUUGCCAGAAGCUACAGGACAUGGAUAUUAGGAAGACUGUGUGGCAUAAUUGGAGCAAGGACCCAUUUUCCGAGGGGUCGUGGUGUAUGUUUCAGCCGAACUUUAGUUUCCAACAUCUAAAAGCACUUCAGCAACGGGCAGGGAAUAUUCUGUUCGCCAAUUCGGAUUGGGCCCUAGGCUGGCGUGGGUUUAUUGACGGCGCAAUCGAACGAGGGGGACGAGCUGCGAAAGAUGUUUCUUCCGAGCUUGACACUUUUAGGAAACCAGCUAAGAUCUAA